CUCUCUCUCUCUCUUGGCUUUAUAUUUACUGAGCCUGAUUCGUAUGACGCAUAGGUUUUACCAUGCAGUACUCCCUCGUUUCCCCCUCUCACUUCAUAGCUACAUUUAAAAAAUAUUUUAUCUAUUUAUUUCUGCCAGUCGGAAUUUCAGUUAUUUCGGCCACCUAAAACUAAGUUAGCGCCUUAAACUUCAGUCGGAAAAUGUGUAACAGUACCACGCGCCUCUGAAGGAAUUUAAUCAGGUUGAUAGUAGUUGUAGUUUUUCACCCUAACCUCUUCUACACCUCCCUCCCCCCCCCAAAAAACCCACCCAAAAUUUGCAGUCUAAUGAUAAUUUUGGCCAUUGCUUUUAACCACAGGAACUGGUGUUGUCAUUAGUUUCAACUGUACUGAGUGGUGAAAGUGGCAAGCUAUUAUCGGUCUUGCGUCACGAUGAGAUAAAAAAAAGAAAAAAAAAAGGAAAAAAGAUAAAUCUCCACCCAUAAUGCAUCUAUUGUAAUGCUAUAGAUUUGAGAAGCACAGGACGGAUCGAGGUACUGGUGUUGCAGACAUGAUUUUAUUGGUUGUAGUCGCUAAAGAAAAAAUCUAUAGGAUAUCAGCUUACAUUUUCAUGACUGUUGUUUCAAGGUUUUCUUUUUGGGGGUUUAUUUUUCGGGUACAGUCUGGUUUUAACACUUGGCCUCUUUGGCUGACUGACUGGCUAGCUUAGAAAAGUACAUGGCUGUUAAAAAAGGUGGGGAUGAGGGGGCUCUGAAGUUUAUGUUUGGCAUAUAUGGAUUGAAAAAAAAUAUAUGUUUAUAUGUUAUUUGUGCAUGCUGUUGAAUCAAAUCCGUCAGCCGUGGUUCCAUUUACCUUACUUGAACCCCCAGCAGGAGCCAUCUGGCUAUACAUACAAAACAACACCACCCCCCUCUUCUCUCUCUUCUCCUUGUGUACAUGGGUGCAGUGUGUGGCUACCCGGCAUGUAGCUUGUGGUGGUUUUCUUCAUUUCCUGUCACUUUUCCUCCCCCAGUACACACGCUUUCUCUCUGUCGCUGUAAUUAUUAUUGUCUAGUCCACUGGUGAGUCAAUUGCUUGUUUCUUAAGAAGACAAAAUGCUUUUUUCUUCUUUUAAAAAAUCUUAGAUACAUUUUAUCUUACUUUUAUGGUAACAUGGCAACAAGUUAAGCAAUGCAGCCUACUUCAUAUUAAGCUUCCAUGUCCUCAACAGGUGACACUCAGGUGGGGUUAUUAGGUGAAUGAACCCUUUCAAACUGCAGUGUAACUUUAUGUUUUAACACCCAUCUGUUUCUGUGUAUAUAUAAAUAUAUAACCUGUGGAUAUAAGAAGGUGUGAAGGUGCAUUGCACAAAUUUUAAGCUGCCCUUUUAAAUCAUUAUGCAUCCAUAGGUGUACCUGGUUGCCCUAAGACAACACAGAGACAGAUUUUUAUGAGGGCAGUUCAUCAUACCCUCCCUUCAUUACGAGGAAAUCGGUUCACAGUAAUGUUAGCUCACGCUGACAAGUUUUUAUGUCCAGCCUUUAAGAUAACAUACAUGGAAAAUGGGAGCCUUCCCCCCCCCCGUUCUCUAUUUCUCUGUGAACGGAGGCCCUCCGACACCAGUGGUCUUUGAUUUGGGCAUCUGCCAAAGGGUUCUGAUGGCUCUCAACAGCUGUAUUUGUCUGUGUGUAUGUGUGCAUGCGUGUGUGUGUGUGUGUGUGAGAGAGAGAGAGAGUGUAUGUAUUUGUGUGUGUCAGUGAGUGGGUUAGUGUAUGUAUGUGUGUGCCUCUGUGUGUGCUCUAGCUGUGUCCCGGGAUGCCCUUCCUCCAUAGGCCUCUCUCUAUACAGCAUUCCACAAGGGGGCCGGGGGCUGUGCGGGUAGGGAGUGUCAAGGAGACAGCGAGAGAGAUUCAAUAAAUAAAACUGAUGUGGACACGCUGGCACAGAAAAGGCCGAAGGAGAGGGGAAACGGUGAGAUUGUUUCCUCAUCGCUUGUCAGACCUUUAAAUUAAAAGGUCCUCUGCAGCAAAGUAGACAUUCCCAGUAAAUUCUUCUGUAGAUUUGCAAGAGAUUUGGGGGUGGCGUUAACUUCAUCACUUGAUCAGUGUGUAAAGCAGUCGUAGAAAGCCACCUGGAGGUGAUUUCCCCUGUUAUUUCUUACACAGCAAAUAUUUAAGUAGGGUUAAUCCCAAAUGUAAUUUACAGUAGCACGCUAGUUAUCAAACUCUGCAGCUGCUGGCUUUAAAGAUCAUCUUAACUGCAGAUUUGUACCCUGGCUUUAUUAAAGAAAAACUAAACAAGGGCACUGUCGACUACAUGAAAAAUCAGCAACCAUCUCUAGUGCGGCUUCAUUUACUGUGUGCGUGUGCGUGUGUUCACCCUCAUGCUUGGCGCACUUUCCUCUGUAUAUGCGUGUAAACUUGUGUGGGGAGUGUGUUUAUGUGUCUAUGAUUUUCCUUUCCUGAGACAAGCAUGAGUCAUUGCUGAUGGUAUGCGAUACCAACAGUCAUACAUUGUAUUCUCAUAGGUUACUUCUGUGCUUUCUUGGUAACACACAUGCUACUUGUUCGAGUUAAACCCUGAUGGACGAAAAAAACCUGCUCCUACUGGUAUGUUCAGGCAUGUAGGCUGCUGUUCAUGGAACUGAGGUUUAAACAGUUAAGAGUAACUGUGAAGACAUGGCAUUUCUAGUAAGCGUUCAGGAAUUCUGGGAAAGAUACGCAUCGGGUGGUCACAUAUACAUUUUUCCUUUAGCUGAAUUUAUCUACAUACACCAGCACAUGGUGACAUGAAUUAAAUCUGGAGAUGCCUCUCCCGGCGGCAGAGUCUGCAGUGAAUAUCUGAAGCCCCAUCUUCCUUCCACUCUGUGGCCAUCAUGUCCCAGCUGCUCCAUGUGGAGAUCCCAAACUUUGGAGCUACGGUUCUGGGUUCCCUUAAUGAGCAGCGCUUGCUGGGACACUACUGUGAUGUAUCCAUACUGGUUAAAGGCCAGGCUUUCAAAGCCCACCGGGCUGUUUUGGCCGCCAGCAGCCUCUACUUUCGUGACCUCUUCAGCAGCUCCACCAAGACCCAGUUUGAGUUGCCUUCCUCAGUCACACCUGCUUGCUUUGAGCAGAUCCUCACUUUCUGCUACACAGGGAAGCUAACAAUGGCAGCUAGUGAGCAGCUGGUGGUCAUGUACACAGCUGGCUACCUCCAAAUUCAGCAUAUAGUUGAAAAAGGCAUGGACCUAAUGUUUAAGGCAAACUCACCUCACUGUGACUCGCAGACAAUGGGGUCCUUAGAAGAAACGGUAUCUGAGCCACAGAGUCCUUGUAAUAAUGGCAACGGCCUGGCAGUGGCUGCCCUUCUAGGGACCCCGGGAUGGUCUUCGACUCUGCUCAUACCGCAGCGUAAGAUUAAAAUUGAAGGAGGUGAGCCCUUGCCCCUGACUGUACCUUCAACGCCAAGUAAGACUUCGCCUUCAGAGCUUGGGAGUAGACUGGGGAGGGCCGGGCCGCUGUUCUACACAACAGCUGGAGGGACCCCUAUCCCUGGUAUGCCCGCUUUCAGCCUCCAGGGGACUAGUGGCAGUGGAGCUGGAGGAGGAGGAGCAGCCGGCGGUGACAGGUCCAGCCCCGGAGCUUCCAGUCUGCCCACAACCGACAGUCCCACGUCCUACCAGAACGAGGAUGAGGAGUUUGAGGAGGAGCCCUACGAUGGGAUCACAGAGGAGACCUACAGUCAUCUUUAUGGACGUUCAGCCAAUCCCUACGGGAUCCAAGACAAGCCGGAGAUGGCGUCGAUGCCCUUGUCCUUGGAGAACCGCAACUGCGUGCUGAUCCGCAGGGACCUUGUGGCGCUGCCUGCAAGCCUCAUAAGCCAGAUAGGCUACCGCUGCCAUCCUAAGCUCUAUACUGAGGGGGACCCUGGAGAGAAGCUGGAGCUGGUGGCGGGUACACAAGUGUUCAUGACUCGAGGCCAGCUGAUGAAUUGUCAUCUAUGUGCCGGCAUCAAACACAAAGUCUUGCUCCGCCGUCUCUUAGCCACAUUCUUUGACAGAAACACUUUAGCCAAUAGCUGUGGGACGGGCAUUCGCUCUUCUACUAGUGAUCCCAGCAGGAAACCCCUGGACAGCAGGGUCCUCAACGCUGUCAAACUCUACUGUCAAAAUUUCAACCCUAACUUCAAGGAGAGUGAAAUGAAUGUGAUUGCUGCUGACAUGUGCACAAACGCGAGGCGGGUCCGCAAGCGAUGGUUGCCCAAGAUUAAGUCCAUGCUGCCCGAUGGCAUGGAUGUGUACCGUGCAGGAAUGGGCAUGAGCGCUGCUAUAGGUCUGGGUCUGACGCUGGGUGCCCCUCAGUCAGGGUUACCCCUCACUUUUGAGGCCGACUUCAAGACCUUAGAGCAAAGGUUGUAUCCUGAUCGUAAGGACCCUCUCAGGACUCACCCACCCCUGACAGAAGGCAGCCCCGGGUCUGGGGCGGCUGGAGCAGAAGCUGAAGAUGAAGGCGAAGGAGCAGUCCAAGAGGAACAGGAGGAAGACGAGGAUGAAGCUAGGUUAGAGGGUGUAAACAGAUCACUGGGGGCGAUCCCAGGAGCCGAGGCAGGCAACUGUGGCGACACGCCGGCUGAGCAGGAAGCAGAAAAUUUUGGACACGGUGCGAGGGUGAACGGACAGUGAAUGUCCUUUUUAGGCUGUCUCUUACAUUGUGAGAGACAGCCUCUUCUCUUUGCUUGCUCUUUUACAACAGCUCGUCCGCCACUCUUCCUCCUCUGUGCUUCCUCAACGGGAAUUUCGCUCAGCACAAGAAGCCGCACUCACUGAUCUUACUAUACAGGAAUCUGUCGCACAUGCAUGCGCACACGUGUGCUUGCGUGCUCACAUAAUUGCCGCUAGUGGAAGCAGAACACUGUUCUUAGAAGUAGACACAGGCAUGGCAUUAGCACUUUGAGAAAGUCGACUCUUUCUGCUCCGCCCGUUUCUUGGUACACUCAGUAUGUACUCAGUGUUUUGGCAUCCGCAGCAUUAUUACAAAGGCCUGGUAGCAGAACAAAUGGCUGUAAUGAUUCAUCAUUCAAGUGCAAUACAAAAGCAACAGCUGCUUUGCCGGUGUGGUACACCGAUUUGUAAAAUGAUUCCAUUUUCUUGGAAAGCUGCAUCAGAAACUAACCCGUGUAACCUUGGGGAAAACAGAUCUGGAAUGAGCAAUGUUGACCGCUUUAUGUUACUUUACUGUAUUUUGAACGUGUAUGAAUGUAUAACAACAACAGUUUUGCAAUUUAAGGCCAUGUACUGUGGUAGCUCCAUUAAACAAAACGGUUUUCUCCCUAUUAAAUAGGCCCAUCAUUUAGAUGAUCAAAUUUUUUUAAGCAGUCAUGUCUAUAGUCCACAGUCUAAAAACAACUCUAUCACAUGGAGUUGUUUAUUCGGGCAUAUUUGCCCAUGACAUGUUGAAUUAGGUUGUCAAUGUGAUGCCUGUGUCUGCUCCAGACCACUCCUCCCCAACCACACAUGCAUACAGAUAAGACAUAUUUCCUAACCCGUGGAUAAUAGCCUUGAAUAUCUGCGCCAAUGUAUUCAGAAUACAUGGUCUAUAAAAACAGUGCUUUUUAACUCUGGGUAAAAAUCAUUCUCUUGUGGAGAUACAGAGAGAGACUUGAACAUGAACAUGCACUAAAAAAAAAGAGAGAGAGAGAGAAAGAAAAAAUCCGAGCUUGCAUGCAUUCAUACAAACAGUGGAUACAAAGAAUUCUCGGAAAAAAAAACACCAACAAAGCCACAAACCUGCAUUGAAAUAAGAUAACAGCUGCCGUUGCCUCGAGAUACGCUGUUAAUGCUCAAAGAGGACUCUCUCCGUUUCCCGCUGGACCUGACCGCAGUCUGACGCAUGUUAGAACUGAUCCGGCUGUGACCCAGGAUUUACACAGUAACUGUUGGAAUUUCUUGUUGUUGUUGUUUUAUUUGUUUUUUUGUUUGUUUGUUUGUUUUAAACUAAAGAGUGUGCUGUGCCCAUGAGCAGAGGAGACUGGAUAUAUGGAGUAGUAAAGAAGUGCACUACACUGGGCAGUAGAAGAACGAAUGUUAGAGAGAAGCACUGUUCCACCUCGGUGAUGUUGUGGUGGUGGUGUGAUAUGCACCGAUACUACGCAGUCCUGCUUCCUACCUGGCUGUUUGUUUGUUUGUUUUAUUGUUUGUUCUUUUUUUUCUUUGGGAGGGUGGGUAAAUUAUUGAAUCAAACUUAUACGAGCAAUUUAUGCUGGCUUAUUGCAUUUGCACUCAAAAGAAGGUAAAGAGCCGAGACGCUGAGGGAGGUAACGUGGACCUUUUUAAUUGAGAGGCUGUAACGACAACACCUGAAACGAGUCUCUCUGACAAUGACUGUUUCUACGUUUUGGAAGGGGGGUGGGGGGAGCAAAGCAAUGUCCAACAGGGACUUUAAACCUGCAUUCGUCAUACCUGAUUUCUUCUUUUGAUAUCUGUUUUUUGCCACACAGCCUUUCUUCAUUGUGCAAUGCAUAGAUCUUCCCUGUAUCUUUUUUUUCCCCCCUAUCAGCAAACGAAAGCACAGAAAAGACCGUUCAUUUAAGUAAAAGAGAAGCCACCAACAUUUGGGGGAAAGUGGGUUGUGAUAGGUUAAUUUAAGAACUGCCGGGCUUAGUACUAAUACUAUUCUCAAAAUAUAUGCUAUGCCACUUCAUGAGCGGGGCCAGAGUAGUCUCUGUUUCUGCUCUUGUUUCAGCGUCUGUUAGGGGAAGUUUUAAGAUGGCCCUGCACAAGAAACACAGGGUUACGAUUGCACUAGGUAGUAACAAAAAGGUUCAUAGCGCGUUUAUUUUCUUUGGGAAUAAGUGCGAUCUGCCGUAGAUAAAACAAGACUGUGUCACGAUGGCUGGGAUGAUGGAUGAAUGUAAUCUGUAGCACUGCUGUGGUGAGGGUCCAAGCUUUGAUUUGAGUAUAGUAAAUUCUUCAAAAUAUGCCAUAAUAUAAAAUUAAUACCGACUGUGAGGCUGGGUGGUGUUUAAACCUAAAGCUUUAUUGAUAUAGUGAUUUUUUUUAUUUUUUAUUUUUUUUUAUGUUUUUCAAACUGCGAACAGGUCUUCCAGUGUAGUGAACAUCGUUAUGUGCAAAACUGAGCAAGGUUCACAUGCAGUGCAGGCUUUUUUUCCCUCUGUUUGAUGUUUUUUUUAACACAGAGAUUUUGCAAAUUGUACCUUCAUAUCAUAUGUUUAUUAUUUUUACAGGUUUUUCUCGCAGUAAAAAACAAACAAUAUUCAGUUGUCUAUUUGAGCCACUUAAAUGUCUGAUCACUUCUGAUCAGAGUCAGAGUAACAGACUUGAGAAAUGAAUAUGUGUAGCCUUUAUUUUGGAAAAUAUAGAAAGUAGCUGUUAUAGCUUCAGAAAAAAAAAGAGAGAGAGAAACCUUUCUACUCAGUUAGUAAACUGGGCAAUGAGUGUGAUAUUCUUUGUAUUUAAUAUUUCUCUCUGUGUGUUUUUGUGUAAAAUAAAUCUUUGAUCCUUUUGAAUAGGAGGACUUUCGCAGAGAUACUAAAUACAUGGGGAAUAUGAAAUCAGCUGCAAU
Haplochromis burtoni (Burton's mouthbrooder) is the source of this 7540-nucleotide messenger RNA. RefSeq names its product nucleus accumbens-associated protein 2. NCBI's taxonomy places the organism in Eukaryota, Metazoa, Chordata, Actinopteri, Cichliformes, Cichlidae. Gene Ontology annotation, molecular function: protein binding; RNA polymerase II cis-regulatory region sequence-specific DNA binding; DNA-binding transcription factor activity, RNA polymerase II-specific. The transcript is spliced from 7 exons. Gene Ontology annotation, biological process: regulation of transcription by RNA polymerase II. The record is from RefSeq and is a predicted model, not a curated record. Bases 2854 to 4641 code for a protein of 595 amino acids.